This is a messenger RNA of Neospora caninum, 2469 nucleotides long. Its product is annotated as Pseudouridylate synthase, related. Lineage: Eukaryota; Apicomplexa; Conoidasida; Eucoccidiorida; Sarcocystidae. Gene Ontology annotation, biological process: tRNA pseudouridine synthesis; mRNA pseudouridine synthesis. Bases 1 to 2469 code for a protein of 822 amino acids. The record is from RefSeq and is a predicted model, not a curated record. Gene Ontology annotation, molecular function: pseudouridine synthase activity; RNA binding. The transcript is spliced from 6 exons. Gene Ontology annotation, cellular component: nucleus.
AUGGGAGAGUCCAACCCGCUUUUCGGCGACGAUUCCGCGUCCGCCGCGCCCGCCCCCUCGGGUGUACGUACAUCUCAUCUGUCGUCACAGUCGAGUGAACCUCAAGACGGGGAGCGCGGUUCAUCGUCUUCUGCCUGCGAAAAAGAACCUGCCAAGCACCUCUGUUGCGGAGAAACUUCCAACAGAGCAGUCGCUCCUCCCCCCCCACCCGCUCCUUCCACCGGCGUGUCUCCUUCCACUGGGGUGUCUCCGCCUGGGUCUCAUUCGCCUUCUGCAUCUCCUCCUGCGUCUCCUCCUCCAUCUGCAGGUCGAGCGAAGAAGAAGCCGCAGUUUAAGAGGGUCAGGAACGCGCGUGUUCGCUUUCUCAAAGAACGCCGGAAGGAGCGCCUGGAAAAACACUCUGAAAUUCUCAUGCUUCAAGGCCAGCUGAAGGCGCAGCGGAGCGGCGAGGCCGGGCGGGAAACUCAAGCGAAGGACUCGGCGAGAACCGGAGAUCGCUCGGGGGCGCCGAAAGUGCCGAAAAAGAAAUACGCCCUGCUCUUUGGGUACAAUGGCGAAGGCUUUCACGGGCUCCAGAAGCAAAUGCAGCCUCUCGACGCACUCCUCGCUAAGCACCAGCAGCUGGCGGCAUCCACGUGCGUCUCGUCCUCUCCUCUCGACGACGAAGACGCAGAGAACCAAACAGAAGCCGAACAGGAAGCGGCCUCUCCGCACACAGAGAAUGCCCAACGGAUCCUUCCUUCUGCGGCUUCGAAUGCCCCUGCUUCUCCUCCUUCCCCUCCUCCUUCCCCUCCUCCUUCUUCUCUUCCUUCGUCCAGCCUUCCGUCUUCUUCUCUUCCUUCUUCUUUUCUUCCUUCGCCUGGCCUUCCUUCUUCUGCUCUGGAGACGAUGGAUGCGGUUCCGCUUCGCACGGUCGAAGGCGUGCUGGAGGAGUCGCUGCUGGCGGCGGGAGGCAUCGCCCCCAGUCACCUCGGCUGCCUGCAGAAGCUGCAAUGGUCGCGCGCAGCUCGUACAGACCGCGGCGUCCACGCCGCAUGCAACGUCAUCUCUCUGAAACUCAGUCUGGGCCUGGUAUCUUUUCGCCGCGACAAACUCGCAGGCGGCGACGGCGAGACUCCAGAGGACGAGGACGAAGAAGAGGGAGAGAGGAACGAUGAACACGGAGAGGAAGAACAAGGAGAUGAAGAACGAGGAGAGGAACCAGGUGGAGCACAACGGGAAACGGAAGGGGAUCUGCCUGUCUCUGUGGCAUCUCGUCAGUGUCCUCUCGCAGAUUCGCCAGAGUGCGCGGACGAAGAGACGGGCGAAAAGAGAGAACUCCUCGCGUGGCAAAGGGAGAGAGAGGCGGCGUUCCUCGCGCGAUUGAACGCAGUCCUCCCCCCAGAUAUCCGCUGCUUCGCCGUCCGCAGAGUCACGAAAAAUUUCGACGCCAGGAUCUCUUGUUCGCGGCGUCGCUAUGCCUUUCUCCUCCCCGCCUGGCUGCUUCAACCUGUCGCAGUUCGCCGAGACCUCCGCAAGCUCUUCAACGCGUACCAAGUCCGGGGGUCUAUCUCUGCGGCGUGUGCCUUGUCUUCGUGUGGUUCCUCGUCUGACAGAUGUGGUCCGUGUGAGAGAAAGCGCGGACGCGAGCGAGAGACAGGAAGAGAACGCGUGGACGCAAGAAAGGCCGCGAAGAGCCGAGAGGACGACGCAACCGAAUCUGGGCGCCGUGGGAAUGUGGAAGCGAAUCCGCUGAUUCCGGCGGCUCUCCCAUCAGUCCGGCCUCUCUCCGCCGAAGCGAAACGCCAGCUGAAAGCCGCUCUGGCGACGCCCAUGGGAGAAGGGAAGUCGGAUGUUGCGCAGGGAGGCGAGAACGGUGCAAUGCCGCUUCCCGCACGAGACGGAAACUCUGAAGCCCCAGAUAGCGAUGACGCAGCGAGGAACGGGAACCAGGACCAGGACGAGGGGACGAGGUUUUCUCAAGAGGGCGAGGACACAGCUUGCCGCGGUGCGCUGCCGGCUGCAUCUCCACCCUCGUCAGGGGAAGCGAAGAAGCUGCUGACCGUCUCGAGCGAGAUGUUGCGCGCGGCAGAAGCCGUGAAGGCCGAGGGAAGAUUCCUCUUGGGCGAACGACUGUUGGGCGGGCCCCCGCCUGUCAUCUCCAGUCUCGCGCUCCAGGAUGGGGUGUACGUACACCGGAGCGCGUUCGAAAAUGACGACCGCAGUGUAGCGACACCUCUUUCGACAGCGGAACUCGUGGAGAAACUGCGGGCAGUCUUCAAGGUCUUCGAGGGGACGCACGCCUUCCAGAAUUUCACCAAGGGCGGGAAGAACAAGGACACCUCGCCGGCUGCCUUCAAACGGCACAUCCACAAAACCUCGGUGUCGACGACGCAGAUGGACGGAGUUUCUGAAGAUAUCAUUGUGAUUGAGUUGGAGGGCCAGUCUUUCCUCUUUAAUCAGAUACGGAAGAUGGUUGCCGGUUUAUGA